Messenger RNA from Fonsecaea erecta, 2055 nucleotides. RefSeq lists its product as hypothetical. Gene Ontology annotation, biological process: transmembrane transport. NCBI's taxonomy places the organism in Eukaryota, Fungi, Ascomycota, Eurotiomycetes, Chaetothyriales, Herpotrichiellaceae. Gene Ontology annotation, molecular function: transmembrane transporter activity. The record is from RefSeq and is a predicted model, not a curated record. The transcript has a single exon. Bases 1 to 2055 code for a protein of 684 amino acids.
AUGCCCGGUACCACCACCACCAUCAUGGCUGGCGGCUGGACAGACGCGAGGCCCGCCACGCCCCCCGAAGGCGUCAUCGUGGUCGAAACCAGCUUCACCGUCGAGGAAGUCUUCGAGGACCCCGAGCCCGCGAAUCACUCUACCAACACCAUCUUCGGCGACUCGAGCAGCUACUACCAAGCCACAGUCUGGUCCGCCGCGUCGCAGUUCGCUCGAAACAUCCUUGAGCCGGAAGUGAAUAACGGACGAGCUGGAAACAUCAACAACAACGUCGACAAAACCACCACGGGCAAAUGGGUUGCAACCGCCUUGCUCUUGGCCUUGGUCAAUUUCAUGACCAUGGUCAUGGAAAGCAUGAUGCCCGUCAUGAUUCCCACCAUCAUCUACGACCUCGACGUCCAAGGAUUCCAGUGGCUCAUUGCCGGUCCCGCCAUCGGAGCGGCAGCCACGGCUCUCAUCGCCGGUCACCUCUAUGUCAUCGUCCCCUUCAAGCAGAUCUACAUGUUCUUCGCCUUCAUCGUCCUGAUCGCCACCGUCUCCCCGGGCUUUGCCCCGAACAUGGCCUUUCUCUUCUACGCGCGAAUCCUCCUCGGCGUGGGUCUGGCGGGUCAACACUUGGGCAUGCUGGUCUUUUUGGAACACAAGUGCAGCUUCGCUGACAAGGUGCGCCGCGACUUCUUCCUCACCCUCAGCUCCACGCUCGGCCUGAUCGUCGGUCCCAUCUUCGGCUCCAUCUGCGCCCAUCGCAACAAGGACUGGACCUGGGGUUUCUACACGGCAUUCAUCCUCCUCGCCUUCGUCUUGGUCAUCCUCUUCUACCUGCUUCCGAAGGAGGUGGAGCUUGCGGCGAACGCGCCUUGGGCCUGCGGACCGGUCUUCAACUGGAACCAUCGCCUCAACUGCAUAGACACCCUGGGUGGACUGCUCAGCUUCUUCGGCAUCAUCACGCUCUUGAUCACAUUCAACUUCGCCGGCACCUUGAUCCCCUGGACCGACGGAUACCUGUACAUCUCCCUGGCCAUCGGCGUCGUCUUGAUCGUGCUGCUUGUCCUUCAGCAGGCCUACAAGAUCCUCAACUCCCCGUCCACGCGCCUGUUCCCCGUCGAGUACCUGCGACACUUCAAGACCGUGGCCCUGUUCGUCCUCGUGUUCCUCACCGCCGGCAUCUUCCACACCGCGUUCUCUUACACCGCGCUCUACCAGCUGUUCACCCGUCCCGAGCCCUCGGCAGUCACGACGGCGUUCUACCUCUUAUUCACCGUGACGGGUCCAUACUUGAUCCCGGUCUUGCUGAUCCCGAUCUACCUCGGUGGCGGCUUGAUGAUGAGCUACCCGAUGUUCCCCAGCUACAGCUUCUGGAGCGCCGUCUCCUCAGUCUUCCUUCUCGUCGGCACCGCCCUGCUCUUCACCAACAUGCCCUCUGUGUUGCCCGGCUCCUCCAACGGCGGCCUGCCGACCAUCGGGAGAGAGUUCGCCCUCGCGUGCAUCGGCGCCUGGUCCACCAUCACCCUGUCCAUGGCCCACCAGCUCAUGGACCUGCUCCAGUCGCCAUUCACCCGGGGCAGCCAGGACGCCCGCCAGAAACACCCGCUGCACAACCGUGCCUUCGUCCUGUUCGCCAUGUACCUCGGCGCAGCUGUCUCCCUGACCAUCGGCGGGAGCGUCUUCAUGCAUGUCGCGCCCCGGGCCGAGCUGGCCUUGCUGCGAGAGGCAAACGAUGCGGGCUACCCGGCCACCGUCGAGAACGCUCUGGUGCUCCUCCUCGGCUACACCUUCAUCGACGGUGAGGUGACGCCGGCGCUCUUCGCGGCGUCCAUCGCGGCGCUGGAGGACGCCUUCGGCUGGCUGUUCGUUGUCGCCCUCGCAGCCGCCGUCGCAGCCGGCGUGGUCAGCGUCUGUCUCUUGGUCGCGAAGGCGGCCAACGGUGCGCUGACCCGCAGCGUCAGGGCCCGCCGCGCCCAGAUCCCCGAGGACUGGCGCGCUGGCAUGGGCGGCCGUCCCGGCCAGCAGCGGGACAUCGAGCUGGUGGCCCGCGCCAGCGGCACCACGCUCUGA